AUGUCAAGCGAUUUUGAUAGCGACGGUGCUAGCUCGGACUUUGCACCGAAACCAAAGGCAAAAGCUGCCCCGAAGAAAGCGGCGGCCGUCCCUAAAGCGAAGGCGGCGCCUAAGAAACUGACCCAGACGACCCUCAAGCCGAAAGCGACGUCGAAAGCUGCGGUGUCGAAGAAGGCUGCCCGUCCCGACCCUGAAGAUGAGUUGGACUCUCUAAUGGAGGAUGCGGGGGUGGAUAACCUAGACGCUCUCGAGAGUACCCCCCCAAACGCCUCCAAAAAGACCAAGACUGCGCCGAAGAAGGCUGUUACAAAGCCACUUUCCAGCGUAGAGAAUGAGUCCUUUACGACUGAGACUGCGGGGGCAGGGGAGUCGUCCGAUAAGUACCAAAAGCUCACCCAAUUGGAACAUAUCAUCAAACGUCCGGACACCUACAUCGGCUCUAUCGAACGAACCGAGAAACAAAUGUGGGUUUACAAUUCUACCACAGAGUUGAUGGAGUACCGAGAAGUCUCCUACGUUCCCGGCGUAUACAAGAUCUUCGACGAAAUUCUAGUCAAUGCAGCGGACAAUAAGCAAAACGAUAAGAACAUGAACGAGAUCAGAGUCACCCUGGACAAGGAAGCAGGCGAGAUCAGUGUUUGGAACAACGGCCGCGGUAUACCCGUGGAGAUCCAUGCGAAAGAGAAAAUUUACAUCCCCGAAUUGAUUUUCGGUCACCUAUUAACCUCAUCCAACUAUAACGAUAACCAAGCAAAGAUCACCGGUGGACGCAACGGUUAUGGAGCCAAGCUCUGUAACGUUUUCAGUACCGAGUUCACCAUCGAAACAGUCGAUUCGAGAACGAAAAAGAAGUUCAAGCUCACCUGGACCGAUAACAUGUCAAAGAUGGGCAAGGCGAAGAUUACAGACUGCAAGACCGACGAUUAUACCAAGGUCACUUUCAAGCCGGACUUUCAAAAAUUCGGAAUGGAUGGUAUGGAUAACGACUUCGAGGCAUUGGUUUAUCGACGAGUCUAUGAUAUGGCCGGUACUUGUGGGACCGCUGUGAAACUCAACGGCUCUAAAGUACCAGUCCGAUCGUUCAAAAAAUACAUGGAGAUGUACACCAAAGCGAUCAAGGCUGAACGAGGAGAAGAUCCCACCGCCGACAAGAAUGAUAUAAUCGUAGAAAGCCCUGACCCACGCUGGGAAAUCGGAUUUUCCGUCUCAGACGGUUCGUUCCAACAGGUCUCGUUCGUCAACUCCAUCGCCACAACCUCAGGUGGAACGCACGUCAACUAUAUCAGUGACCAAAUCUGCAACAAACUUGCCGAUGCAUUGAAGAAGAAGAACAAGACUGGAGCCACAUUGAAGGCGGCCCAGAUCAAAAACCACAUUUUCCUCUUUGUGAAUUGUCAAAUUGUCAAUCCCGCAUUUACCUCUCAAACCAAGGAGCAGCUGACCACCAAGGCGAGUCAGUUUGGCAGCAAAUGCGUUGUGUCCGAUGAAUUCAUGAAGAAGGUCAUGAAGACCCGGGUUAUGGAAGAUAUCCUCCAUUUUGCUGAAAGGAAGGCCGACCAGAUUUUGAAGAAGACGGACGGCAAUCGUCGCUCCCGCAUGAAUAAUCCAAAACUCACAGACGCAAACAAGGCUGGGACCAAGGACGGCCACCACUGCACACUGAUCCUAACCGAGGGUGACUCUGCAAAGGGUUUGGCAAUGGCAGGGCGAGCUGUUGUCGGACCUGAUCUCUUCGGGGUGUUCCCGCUUCGAGGAAAGCUACUCAACGUUCGAGAUGCUUCUGUUGACCAGAUCUCCAAGAAUGUGGAGAUUCAAAACAUCAAAAAUUUCAUUGGUCUGCAACAUAAAAAGGAGUACACUGAGACCAGAGGUCUCCGCUACGGCCAUUUGAUGAUCAUGACUGAUCAGGAUCAUGACGGCAGUCAUAUCAAAGGCUUGCUCAUCAAUUAUCUCCAAGUUGCGUUCCCAACCCUGCUGAAAAUUCCCGGCUUCCUCAUUGAAUUCAUCACUCCUAUCGUCAAAGUCUGGAAAGGUGACCCUAAAAAUCCAACUCAUACCAAAUCCUUCUUUACUCUGCCUGAAUAUGAAGAAUGGAAAGAAGUCCAUGGUCACGAUAAGAAAUGGGAAAAGAAGUACUACAAGGGUUUGGGUACCAGUUCGACUGAAGACGCUCAGAUCUACUUUCAGGACCUGGAUAAGCAUCUCAAGCAGUUCCACACCCUUCAGGAUAAGGAGGCUGAGCUGAUUGAACUCGCUUUCUCAAAGAAGAAAGCUGACGAACGAAAGGAGUGGCUUCGUCAAUUCAAACCUGGGACAUAUCUUGAUCAUUCAACAGAACAAAUCACAUAUACUGAUUUCAUUAACAAAGAGUUAAUUCUUUUCAGCAUGGCUGAUAACAUACGAUCUAUUCCCUCGGUCGUCGAUGGCUUGAAGCCUGGUCAACGAAAGGUCUUGUACACCAUGUUUAAGCGAAAUGUGAAAAAGGAUGUCAAAGUCGUUGAACUUGCUGGUUACGUUUCCGGUAUGACCGCCUACCAGCACGGUGAUAAUUCCCUCCAUACAACGAUCAUCGGGCUUGCCCAAACUUUUGUCGGCUCAAACAACAUCAACUGCUUGGAGCCUAGCGGUAACUUUGGAAGUCGUCUUCAGGGUGGCGCUGACAGUGCCAGCGCUCGUUACAUUUACACACGUCUUUCGCCCUUCGCGAGGCGUUUGUUCCACCCAUCUGACGAGCCGUUAUUGGUAAACAACGUUGAUGAUGGUAAAGUCAUUGAGCCAGAAACCUAUGUCCCAGUUGUUCCACUUAUUCUUAUAAAUGGUGCUGAUGGUAUUGGUACGGGCUGGAGUACAAAUAUCCCAAAUUACAACCCAGAAGAGGUGGUUGCCAACUUGAAGCGUCUGAUGGCUGGUGAAGAACUCGAACCAAUGAAGCCAUGGUUCCGUGGGUUUAAGGGGGAGGUCACCGGAUCUGGCGACCGUUAUAAGUUUAGCGGAACUAUCAAACAGACGGGGGACAGUGAGGUGGAAAUUACAGAACUGCCCAUUCGAACUUGGACGCAGGAUUUUAAGGACAAGCUCGAGGAUAUUAUUAAAGCUGACAAGGUUCCUUCAUUCAUCAAGGAUUAUAGGGACUACAACACCCACACCAAUGUGCACUUUGUCAUCCAGAUGGACGAGAAACAUAUGAAGAAGUCCAUUGAUGAAGGCUUGGAGGAAAAAUUCAAGCUUACUAAAACCAUCACGACAACAAACAUGGUUGCCUUUGACGCCGAGGGUCGCAUUACUCGUUAUGAGACCCCCGAGGAGAUUCUACGAGCUUUUUAUGCUGUUCGUAUCAAAUUAUAUGAGCAACGGAAGCAACAUAUGCUUUCGCAACUUCAACUCCAACUUGAUAAGCUGACCAACCAGGCCCGCUUCGUCCAAAUGAUUAUCGAUGGCAAACUAGUGAUCUCAAAGAAGAAGAAAGCCGUUCUUAUUCAGGAGCUGAAAGAGAAGGGGUUCAAGCCUUUCCCGAAAAUAGCAGAGGCCGUAAAGGCGGGUGAGAUCGCCGAGCUUGUUGAAGAGGAGGAGGAGGAAGAGGAGGAAGGGGCCGAUGCAACCCUGUCCCAAGAUGCCUACGACUACCUGUUAAGUGAGGACCUGUGGAAAAAGGACCUUGACGAUUUCAUUACUGAAUGGAGAUUUCAGCUUGAAGACGAAGAAAGUCGUCGCAAGAAAAUUGCUGGGCGAGGCAGACGGUUGUCAGCAAAGGUCAAAACCGGUAUUCGGGGAACAAUCAGUAAAAAGCGCAAAGCCGAUGCGGGUGAUGACAGUGACUUCGAUGCCCCCAAGGGGAAGAAGGCAACUGUCAAGCGUGUGCAGCCCAAGGGAGGCCUCCUUGACUACCUUAGUAAACCGAAGCCAAAGCCCAAAGAAAAGGUCUCUGUCGAUGGGGCGGAUGAUUCAGACGAAUUUGAUGUUGAGGUUAUGCCAAAGCCAAAGCCCCGAGGUGCAGCUCAAGCUGUUAAACCCGCUCCUGUUGCCGAUGUGCUAAGCGAUGCGGACUUCAUGGACAUUGAUUCAAUGCCGGAAGAAAAGCCCAAACCAAAGAUGGCGCCUCCUAAAGAAGAACCUGCAGUUGUCGAAGAUGAUUCGGAUAUUGAGAUGAUUCCCAAGCCCGCUACCCAGCGGAGAGCUCGAGCCAAACAAGAACCUAAGAAGUAUCAUGGUUUUAGCACGUCUGAGAGUGAGGGGAAUGACGAUUUUGAUGUGAGCACCAUGGUUAAGGGUAUUGGUAAAACAAAAGCAGACCCGGCUUCCGAGGCCAGGACACUGUUCUCUGAGCCCUCUCGUCCGGCCGCAGUUGGAGGCGCAAAACCCGCGGCCAAAUCGACCAAGGAUGCCUUGGAGUUUGACCCAGACGAAACCGACUAUUCGAAGCUUAUCCCUCAGAAUUCACCGAGGCGAUCUCUACUCGUGAAGCCGAAGGAAACCAAAGUCUUCUCAGACUUGGAGGAUGACAUGGAUGAAGAUCCCAAGCCUGCCGCUAAACCGAUAAGUAAAGCUAAAGCAGCCACUUCCAAGCCCGCUGCAAAGACUGCUACGGCCGCCGCGAGAGGGCGUCCAAAGAAGACGACCACUGCAGCACCUGCCGCGGUCAAAAAGACAGUGCAGUUUUCACCUGCAGCUAAAGCGUACGCUUCCAAAAAAGCCAAGACUAAGAAGCUUGCUGACGAUUUGUCUGACGAUGACAUCGACGCUAUGGCAAACGAUAUACUCGACUCUGAGCCGGAGGAAGACGUGAAACCCGCAUCCAGUAGGGCGCGGCCUGCGCGUCGUGCUGCUACAACAGUCAAAAAGCCAGUAUACGCCAUUGAAGAUGACGAUAGUAGCGAAGCAGACGGGGAUGGAGCAGUUUCGAGCGAUGACUUUUCGGACUAA
This is a messenger RNA of Arthroderma uncinatum, 4920 nucleotides long. Its product is annotated as DNA topoisomerase II. Gene Ontology annotation, cellular component: nucleus. The transcript is spliced from 6 exons. Gene Ontology annotation, molecular function: DNA binding; ATP binding; DNA topoisomerase type II (double strand cut, ATP-hydrolyzing) activity. Gene Ontology annotation, biological process: DNA topological change; sister chromatid segregation; resolution of meiotic recombination intermediates. Lineage: Eukaryota; Fungi; Ascomycota; Eurotiomycetes; Onygenales; Arthrodermataceae. The record is from RefSeq and is a predicted model, not a curated record. Bases 1 to 4920 code for a protein of 1639 amino acids.